AUGGAUUUGAAAUCGGUUUUUUUGAAUGGGUUUAUUGAAGAAGAGAUGUAUGUUCAACAACCCAUAGGCUAUGUUAUAAAGGAGCAAGAAAACAAAGUCUUGAUAUUGAAGAAAGCUUUAUAUGGCUUGAAGCAAGCACCAAGGGCGUGGAAUAAGCGAAUUGACAAAUAUUUUCAAGAUUAUAAUUUUUCAAAAUGCCCAUAUGAACAUACUCUUUACUCCAAAUUAAGUGAUAAUGGAGAUAUAUUUUUUGUUUUCUUAUAUGUAGAUGAUUUAAUCUUCAUAGGUAGCAAUCCAAAAAUGUUUGAAAAUUUUAAGAAGGUUAUGGCUCGAGAGUUUGAGAUGACGGACAUUGGCAUCAUGGCUUAUUAUCUUGGCAUUGAGGUCAAGCAAAUGAAGGAUGGAAUUUUCAUUCACCAAGAAGGCUAUGCUAAGGAAAUUCUCAAGAAAUUCAAGAUGGAAGAUUGUAAAUUGGUGAACACGCCUAUGGAAGUUGGAAUUAAAUUGUCAAGAGAUAAAGAUGGAGAGAUAGUGGAUCCAACAUUUUUCAAAAGUCUUGUUGGAAGCUUGAGAUACUUAACUUGCACAAAGCCGGACAUAUUAUUUACGGUUAGGCUUGUUAGUAGACCCACCAUAACUCAUUUCAAAGUGGCUAAGAGGAUUCUUCGUUACAUCAAAGGUACCCUUGAUUUUGGGUUAUUCUAUUCAUUUUCUAAUGAUUUCAAACUUUUGGGUUAUUGUGAUAGCGAUUGGGUCGAAGAUUUGGAUGAUAGAAAAAGUACUUCGGGCUAUUAUUUUUUAAUGGGAAAUACUGCUUUUACAUGGUGUUCAAAGAAGCAACCCAUUGUCACCCUUCCAACUUGUGAAGCGAAAUAUGUUGCAGCCACUUCAUGUGUAAUUUUGGGAGCACAAGAUGUGUGGGAAGUUGUUUCUAAAAGUUAUGAUGAGCCAGAAGAUGAGGUAACUUUGUCUCAAGCCGAAAAAGAUGUUUUACAAGCCAUGAGAAAGAAGGACCAAAAGGUGGUGAUGACCAUCCAUCAUUGUUUGGAUGAUGGAAUGCUACAAAAAGUUGCUAGUGCAGAAAAUGCAAAACAACUAUGGGAGAUUCUUCAAAAUUCCUUCUAA
Molecule: messenger RNA, 1125 nt
Organism: Cornus florida
Lineage: Eukaryota; Viridiplantae; Streptophyta; Magnoliopsida; Cornales; Cornaceae
Exons: 2
Coding region: 1-1125 (374 amino acids)
Source: RefSeq, a predicted model, not a curated record